Molecule: messenger RNA, 3250 nt
Organism: Mus musculus (house mouse)
Lineage: Eukaryota; Metazoa; Chordata; Mammalia; Rodentia; Muridae
Gene: Slc25a30
Product: solute carrier family 25, member 30
Exons: 8
Coding region: 158-1093 (311 amino acids)
Biological process (GO): transmembrane transport; inorganic anion transport
Cellular component (GO): mitochondrial inner membrane; mitochondrial envelope
Molecular function (GO): solute:inorganic anion antiporter activity
Source: RefSeq, a predicted model, not a curated record
UUCGGCGGCCUUUUCUUCCGCUCCCGCACCGAGGUGCUCCCAGGCGGCUGCACUGGCUCCGAGGAGUAGCAGGAGGAGCUCCGCCGCGGGAACAAACCCGGAGGCAAACCUGUAGGAGGCAAUGCUUGAAUAACUCUAAGACGACUAGACAGUGAAAAUGUCAGCCCUCAACUGGAAGCCCUUUGUGUAUGGAGGGCUGGCCUCCAUCACAGCAGAAUGCGGCACAUUUCCAAUUGAUUUAACUAAGACACGGCUUCAGAUUCAAGGCCAGACAAAUGAUGCCAACUUCCGAGAGAUCAGGUACCGAGGCAUGCUGCACGCGCUGAUGAGGAUAGGCCGAGAAGAAGGCCUGAAGGCGCUGUAUUCAGGGAUUGCACCCGCAAUGCUGCGCCAGGCCUCCUAUGGAACCAUCAAGAUCGGCACGUACCAGAGCCUGAAGCGGUUAGCUGUGGAACGCCCAGAAGAUGAAACCCUGCUGGUCAAUGUUGUGUGUGGAAUUCUGUCUGGAGUCAUAUCCUCAGCUAUUGCUAAUCCGACUGAUGUUUUGAAAAUCCGAAUGCAAGCACAGAACAGCGCUGUUCAAGGAGGCAUGAUAGACAGCUUCAUGAGCAUUUACCAGCAGGAGGGGACUAGAGGACUGUGGAAGGGUGUGUCCCUCACAGCCCAGAGGGCAGCCAUUGUGGUCGGCGUGGAGCUUCCAGUCUAUGACAUCACCAAGAAGCACCUGAUACUCUCAGGCCUGAUGGGAGACACUGUCGCAACGCAUUUUCUCUCGAGCUUCACCUGUGGCCUGGUGGGGGCCUUGGCCUCAAACCCAGUUGAUGUUGUGAGAACCCGCAUGAUGAAUCAGAGAGCCCUUCGAGAUGGCAGAUGUGCGGGCUAUAAGGGUACCUUGGAUUGCCUAUUGCAGGUAAGUGUCUCUGCUGGAUUGUCGUGCACACACACACAUACACACACACACACACACACACACACGCACACAGGCACACAUACACACACACACACACACACACACGCACACAUACACACACACAUACACACACGCACACACAUGCACACACAUACACACACUGAAGUCACUAUUACGUUAUGAUAAGUAUUAAAACUAAGAUGAGUGAGCCCAUAGAAGACAGAGUCUCUCAGUAGUGCAGCCCUGACUGUCAUGAAAUUCUGUCUCCCAGGUGACCGUAAACUCACAGAGAUCCACCUGCCUUUGCUGAGAUUAAAGGCCUGUGCCUGGCAGGACAUACAUAGCAUUUUGCCACACUAGGAUUGGAAGUCCAAGAUUUACAUGACAUCUUAUAAAUGGAAGUUCAUUUUCCACACACACCUCCCCAGCUAGGAAGGAUGCUAAACUAGUAACAUUUUCCGGGUUAUAUGACAUCUUAUAAGUGGAAGUUCAUUUUCCACACACACUUCCCCAGCUAGGAAGGAUGCUAAACUAGUAACAUUUUCCGGGUUAUAUGACAUCUUAUAAGUGGAAGUUCAUUUUCCACACACACCUCCCCAGCUAGGAAGGAUGCUAAACUAGUAACAUUUUCCGGGUUAUAUGACAUCUUAUAAGUGGAAGUUCAUUUUCCACACACACCUCCCCAGCUAGGAAGGAUGCUAAACUAGUAACAUUUUCCGGGUUAUAUGACAUCUUAUAAGUGGAAGUUCAUUUUCCACACACACCUCCCCAGCUAGGAAGGAUGCUAAACUAGUAACAUUUUCCGGGUUAUAUGACAUCUUAUAAGUGGAAGUUCAUUUUCCACACACACUUCCCCAGCUAGGAAGGAUGCUAAACUAGUAACAUUUUCCGGGUUAUAUGACAUCUUAUAAGUGGAAGUUCAUUUUCCACACACACCUCCCCAGCUAGGAAGGAUGCUAAACUAGUAACAUUUUCCGGGUUAUGUGACAUCUUAUAAGUGGAAGUUCAUUUUCCACACACACUUCCCCAGCUAGGAAGGAUGCUAAACUAGUAACAUUUUCCGGGUUAUAUGACAUCUUAUAAGUGGAAGUUCAUUUUCCACACACACCUCCCCAGCUAGGAAGGAUGCUAAACUAGUAACAUUUUCCGGGGUCGUGAAACUGUUCCUUUUCCAAAGUGGACCUUUUUCCUCUUAGUCAAACUGGAACAAAUAUUCCCCUCCAGAUGUGCCUCACAGGAGUAAAUGAGCCCUACCACAGUUCCCACUGUAGAGAACUGUUUGGGGCAGAGGGAGGUGUUCUGCUGCCCCCUGGGUUGCCAGUGGCCAAGGCUUCGGGGUGCUUUGCAGGUCUCGGCACGAUGCUGACGCUUCUUAGUCUCCAGGAUUGCUUCACAUUUUCAGAAUUACAUUUUCAUUUUUUUGCUUUGGGGCUAGGGGUGGUAAGGGCAGUGGUUGUUCGUAUGUACAUAUGGUCCCUUGGCAUGAUUGUUAGAGGUCAGAGGUCAAGUGGGAGGAGUCAGUUCUCUCCUUCCGUUAUAUGGAUUCGGAUGAUCAAACUCAGGUUGGCAUGUUUGACAGCAGGUGGCUUUGCCUGCUAAGCCUUCCACCAGCCUUUCCCUUCUUUAUUGGAGGCAGGAUCUUAAUAUACUUAACUGGCCCUUAACUUGGUGGGUAGCCGAGUGUGACCAUGAACUUGUGGUCCUCCUGUCUCUACCUCCCAAGGGGUGAGAUUAUAGGCAUGUGCCACCACACUGGGUUUUAUGUGGUGCCAGGGAGUGAGCCAGCUUAUUACCUGCUGGGCAAGGACUGGACCCCCUGAGCUCCAUCCCCACUCCUCUGAUAUUGCUUUAAUGAGGCAGACAGGAGACUUGGGAGGCAGAGGUGCUAUGAAUGCUAUCUUCAUCAAAAUUGCUUACUUAUUUCUGGCUUGUUUAGCAGCCCAGAUGGCAUGGAAGCUAAUGGCCUGUUCUUAGAACUAAGUAAUAUUUAAGUCUGAUUUCUUAUCCAUUGAGUUCCUGCUUGCCUGCUUUGGGAGGGGUUCAUCUUCUCUGUGUGCAGUGGUUGUCAUGCAGAAGUCUUUAAGGAACAAAGAGACAGAAAAGGUCUUUAGUCAGUCCUUCUAAAAAGGGUUAUAUUUUGUUUUUGAGUAAGCACGUAAAAUGUAUUCAUUUCUCUCUGUUCUUUGAUUAAAGCUGAAAAUAUUCAGCAGUUCUCUGUAAUAUUGAGCGUUUGAGUAGAAUUAAUGACCGAGAAGAGCUCAGCCUUCUGCAUGGCCCCUGAUGGUUUUCUUUUAAAAGAUUUUAUUGAUUUGUUAUAUAUACAUAUAUAAAUAUGAUGGG